Molecule: messenger RNA, 1413 nt
Organism: Colletotrichum phormii
Lineage: Eukaryota; Fungi; Ascomycota; Sordariomycetes; Glomerellales; Glomerellaceae
Exons: 6
Coding region: 1-1098 (365 amino acids)
Source: RefSeq, a predicted model, not a curated record
AUGCGUCAUCAAUCUUUCGAGGUAUUCUCCAAGGGGUCUAUCCUGCUUGCUGCCUUUGCAGCAUUUGCGCCCCUGUGCGGAAGUUUCAGCGUCACUACCACCAGCGACGCUAAUGUCAUCGCCAAUGCCAUCUUCAAUGGGCCCGGGAUAACAGUUCUACAACCGACCUUUUCGGGAGCGGCCAUCAGCUCUGGGACAUUCACUGACGGCCUUGGUGGCGAUCACUACGUUAACAACGGCGCGGCCGGUUCUGACACAUACUGCGGUGCGAAUACAUUCAAUGCCGCAAUCCUGACUGUGGGUAUCGCCAUCGACCCCGGAUAUAAUGACGUCCAAUCGAGUUCAUCCUCGCAUCAGAAGAGGAGGGAUAUUGGAUCUCCUGAUCCUAUCGGCAUCUAUCUAGGCGGCCAACAGUAUGCCAGCGUCAAUGGCAACCGCGUUACGGCCAAAUCCAACCUCCUUGCGCAACCGAUCGGAAUCACGCCGCCAAACAGCGUCACGUCCUACCCGGGGUCAUCCCCUCCUCUCCUCGUGGGGAUCACUGCGUCCGGAUCCCAGACCAUGAUUGACUAUGUCACCAUAACCUCAAUUGUUGCCGCAGGACAGGAGUACACAUCGACGGUCAAGGCUUCAGGGACUGUCUCGGGUACUGUUACUAUUGGAGCGACAGCUACGACGACAUCGACUCUCAGCUCUUCAUCUAGUUCUUCCAGUUCUUCUUCCAGCUCUUCGUCUAGCUCUUCGUCUAGCUCUUCCACUACCGCUUCUUCCACCACCGCUUCUUCCACCACUUCCUCUACCGCUUCCUCUAGUUCUUCACCCAGCAUUACUUCCAGCUCUUCAAGUAUUAGUUCUUCAUCCAGUACUUCUUCAACUAUCACCACAGGUCAAAGUCCAACAAGUUCAACAACAUUGCCGAGUUCAACCCUAUCAACUUCGGAUCUUUUGACCACAAUAAGCUCACUUCCAACGAUGGCGUCCACAUCAGACACAACUUCUUCAAGGUUCAACUUCCGCCUUGCUUCCUCCCACAACCACGGCGCAAGCCUCAAUAAGCAGUCCAAACACCUCUCUGCCGUCUGUGUUGCCUCCAUCUAGCACCGAAGGAAUCUCAAUCUCCAGUCAGACAACAUCUUUAUCAUUGGAGAGCUCACAGAUUCUAGUCGGAACUCCGUUCCUUAUAACUGUGUUAGCUCCAACGGCCUCGCCUCCUGCUACACCAGGGGUCUGAUGAUCGAUUGCAUCGGCUCUUUAGGUAUAUUAGCUUUGAAACAAGCAGUGAAUGAGCAUACGAGUGGGGGGAGGGGCUCCGAGCCCGAAGUUGGGAACCGGAAGCAUGCAUUCGGUGCGAUCCGGAUAAUGCCUACAAUCCGGUCCUUUAUGAGUUUGCCUGUAGUUACUUCUAAUGCCCGG